AAGAAAGAGAGCAAAUUGAAGCAAUUGUUUAGACAGUAUGGUAAAGCUGCAGUGAUUGUGUAUGUUGGCCUCUGCCUUGUCGAUUUGCCAUUGUGCUACUUAUUAGUGGAGAGAGUGGGCGAAGACAAAAUACAUGAGUUUACAUCUAAAGUCAAGGGUUUUUUUGGUUUUGGCAAGGAAGAUUUCACUGAAAAAGAGGAUCCCACCAACACAAACCAAAAGAGCACAAUUGAAGAUACCGUCAGCAAUGUAGAAACCAGUUCUGGUAGCACCAACAGCACAUUGAUGAGUGAAAGUUUUCUCACCAAAUUUGCAAUUGCUUAUGGUAUUCAUAAAUCUUUGAUAUUUAUCAGAGUUCCGUUGACUGCUUCAAUUACCCCGAUAAUCGUCAGAUAUUUACAACGUUUAGGUUUCAAUAUCGGAAGAACAUCGAUCAGAUCUGUCUAUUCCGUGGGAAAGGAAAAACUUCAAAAACCCGACUUUACUGCUUCCAAUGAAAAGUUUGGAUCAAGACCUUCAAAAAAGCAAAAAUGGUGGAGCUGGUUCUUCUAG
Ascoidea rubescens DSM 1968 is the source of this 552-nucleotide messenger RNA. It is a transcript of the gene NAT2, whose product is annotated as Nat2p. The transcript has 2 exons. NCBI's taxonomy places the organism in Eukaryota, Fungi, Ascomycota, Saccharomycetes, Ascoideales, Ascoideaceae. The record is from RefSeq and is a predicted model, not a curated record. Gene Ontology annotation, cellular component: mitochondrion. The annotation marks the transcript as partial.